Vicugna pacos (alpaca) is the source of this 2041-nucleotide messenger RNA. Lineage: Eukaryota; Metazoa; Chordata; Mammalia; Artiodactyla; Camelidae. The record is from RefSeq and is a predicted model, not a curated record.
AUGGUCCUCAGUGUGGCCCAUGUCCUGCGGAAGCUUAGCACCUCAAGAAAGGGACAUGGGAUGCUGCGGGGUGCGCACAGCUCAGUGACGUCCCAGAACAAGAUCUGCUUCCUCAGCCUGCACGUGCCAAAAGACGCCGCGGCAGCGGUUCUCAGCGGGGGCAACGUCGCCCACUUUUUCCUGAAUGUCUCUCUUCCAGUGCUUUAUCUGGGCCAGAAGAUUCAGGCACAGGAUGGCGACCUUCCCAUUCCCACCAUAUCUGCCACGCCUGGCUUCCUGGUUGCCCGGAAUGAGUCUGUGAAAAUCCUGUGCUGUGGAACUCCUGAGUCUUACCUGUACCAACUGGAGCUCCUGGGAAACGCCACGUACAAAGUGGUGGAGAAGAAGCUGGGAUUUCAGAAGGAGGCUGAGUUCACCAUUAACCACGUGGGUGUAAACUCCGCGGGGCGUUAUCGGUGCCAGUACAGGAAGCAGCUCCGCUGGUCAGAGCACAGCGAAGCCCUGGAGCUGGUGGUGACAGGCUUGUAUGACAAACCCUUCCUCACGACAAAUCAGAGCCUUGUGGUGACGCCGGGGGAGAAGAUUUCCCUCCGGUGCAGUUCAGCACACAUCCCGUUUGAUAGAUUUUCACUGAGCAAGGAGGGGGGCGCCACUCUGUCACAGCACCAAAAUGCGGGACACCAGGGUGACUUCAUUCUGGGCCCUGUGAACUCCAGCUUCUCAGGGAACUACACAUGCUACGGCUGGAACAGUGGCAGCCCUUAUGUGUGGUCAGCCCCCAGUGAUGCCCUGCAGCUUGUGGUCACAGUUGCAGCUGGGAAUCCUUACACUGACCUACAAUUCUAGAAUCCACUCUGAGUGGUUGACUGGUAACUCAUGGCUCACGGGGACGACGCUAGAAAACUCCAUCAAGAGCCUCAUUUUUAUGUGGUUGGCAUACAUCACUCUGCCCAGAGGACAGGAGUUACAGCAGGGGAGGCAACUGCUGGCUACUGAGCGGGGCGACCACAUUUGUCUCUCACGUCUGCCUUGUCCAGUCAUUCUACAAGCUAAGGGAACACGAGUCAUGGCACUGCAAGAUCGUGUGGGCUAAAUGGCCUUCCCAGUUAAUGGUGCAACUGGGAAUCCACGGAGGAUGGGUGAAUUCAGUAGUCCUUUCCUUUAGGGUAGAUAGUCGUUGUGUCUUGUUUUAGAAAUCACCUGCUAGCCCAGUGCCAAGGUAAUCCGCUCCUGUAUUAUCUUGCCAAAAUUGAAAUCGUUUGCAUUUUUAUUUAGGAAUUACUUUGGAGUUCCAAAUUUGUAUCUGGGAUUGAUUUCUGUGUUUUAACAGGAGAGAUUUACUAGGAUUUCUGGGCUUUGUAACUUCACAGUGUGCUAUUACAUUCCUGAAAGGAGCAUAGAACCAUGAAGCCCAUAAAACAAAUGAAGACACUUUUAAAGGUUCAGAGAAGAGAAAUGUCUAGAUGGUCACACAAUAGUGGAGAUAAAUUUUACCUAAGUUUAUCUGAAAUGUUUCUCCCAUCCGCUUCCCAGACACCAACCAUCCUGUACCCUCUGUCUUGUACGAGAAAGGAACACAAAUUGUCAUGUGGGGUGAAGAAGAGUAGAGGAGAGACUUUCGGGCUCUGGAUUUAUGAAGAUGUUGCAGGGAUAUGAUUAGACAGUCAGUGAAACCCUCAUGUCUGGAGGAAUGGAAAGCAAACACAGCUUCCCUAUGACCACCUAAGAUUCCCCUGGGAACCACAGAUCCCCACCCUCGGACCCGGGCUUGAGAUGAAGUGUGGCCUCACAGAUGCACGCGCUCACUGAGGGGAGGGUCCCAGUAAAGCCACAAACAGGGAAAUGAGCUCCCUUUCCAGGGCUCUUGGGUGGGGAUGGAAUGGAACGUGACCAGGAUCAUUCAUCUCCUCUGAAUUAUGUCUCUAGAUACGAGGAACCACGAUUACAUGACAGGGAAUUUGAUCCGGAUGGGUGUGGCGGGGCUGGUCCUAGCGGCUCUCCUGGCCAUACUGGCUGAACAUUGGCGCAGCCAUCAGGUUCC